CAUUAAAAUUCAGGUUAUAAAAAUUCAGGUCGAAUAAAUUCAGGGAAACAUCCGGGGUACACAGAAUGAGCAAACGAGCGCAGAGCUUAUCGAACUCACAGCUGGCCAAUCACAACACAGCUCUGAGGUCACUGGGAGGAGCGUCUUCCUUACCCAGUGAAUGUCGGUGGAGAAGCGCAUGGAAGAUGGGAGAUCACAGCAGAGAUACUGCUAUUCCAGUUGAAGCUUUUAGACAAGAUUGCAUCUCAAGACUCCGGACAAGGCUUGAGCAUAUUCUUUCAAGUAACAUUCCUGAUUUUGACUACAUGCUCUAUGUUGUUAGCCAAGAAAGGGUCUUCACAAGUGCAGUUGGACUUGACUUUUUACCAGAUGUGAAGGAAGCAAUGGAUGGACUUUACUCAUGUCUUACCUCACUGCUCGCAUCACAAGACUCUCCCACUUUUGUUUCUUGGGAGAUGGGGCCCCAUGGACGUUUGAGAUUUAACAUUACAGCUGAAUGUUUGAAUAAACUUUUUGAGAUCGGACUAUCUGCCUCAUGUGUUGCCAGCAUUCUGCAAAUCUCAAAAAGUACAGUACACCGUAGAAUGCGUGAGUACAAUAUAUCUGUGUCAAAUAUGUACUCUACACUUUCAGAUGAUGAGCUAGACACAGCAGUGAGAAACAUCAAAACAAGGUUUCCACAUGCAGGCUAUCGAACAGUCAAGGGAUGUCUUCAGUCUGAGGGCCACCGCGUGCAGUGGACGAGAGUAAGAGCCUCAAUGCAUCGAGUUGACACUGCUGGCAUUUUGUCAAGGUUGUCAAGUAUGGGUUGUGUUGUACGUCGCAAAUACUCUGUUCCUGGACCAUUGUGCAUGCAGCAUAUUGACACCAAUCACAAGCUUAUCAGAUACAAUAUUGUAGUAUUUGGUGGCAUUGAUGGCUUCUCAAGAAAGAUUAUGUAUCUCAACGCUGCUUCCAACAACCGAGCUGCAACUGCAUAUGAGUUCUUCAUGGAUGGUGUGAGGAAGUUUGGCUGGCCCUACAAGUCUGUAAAGCUUUUACUGUCUUUUUCAUGAACAUCUUAGCUGGAUUUUGUCUGGAGAACAGACCACGGAAAUUACAAAUCAUCCUGUAGUCAUCCAUAUUUGGCAGUAUGUCUAAUGUAAUUUUUAGUGACAUAAAUAAAUAUGUUCAGAAUUUCAGAUCUUAUUAGACCAUUUAAUAGUCAUAAUACCAGUAUCCCGUCACUGGACUGCAGCAUUUUAAACAACUUUCCAGUGUUGUUGAGUGAUUUUGGUAUGUUUAAAAAGCAGGUGUUUGUUCCCCACAUGACUCAAAGUAUAAGGUCAACCACCUUAAUCACACUGUGAUCAGCAAAACCAUCAAACGUAAACAAAGUCCUAUGCUAUGCUGGUUAAGAGCAAAGCUGCUCAACCAAUAUAGGGGAUGUGCAGCUUUUCAACCAUCAAGGACCAUCUUAGAUGAAACCCAUUAUCAGCAGAAGCUUGUAUUGGAUUUGUGAUGCCAGUUACAGUGCAGUGCUGUUUGUCAUUUAGCUAAUACUCACCAAAACACCCUGCACUUCUGUCUACACUGCCUAACAUCACCAAACUGAAAGAGUUUUUCUCCCCUAGCACUUUCAUAACCCUGUGAUGGCCAUGACUACUGUAGCCUUCUAGUUGGACAAUAUCAUUAGCUUACAUGUAGCAAUAUAAAGCCCGAUUUAAGAUAAAAAAUUUUGUAAUCCUGAGUGUACAAUCAUGUUAUGAAACAAACACAAAUGUGCACAAACAACAAGGUGCCAACUACAAAAUGAAGACCCAACUUCAGUGGUCUGUGGUGUAGUCACCAUCAUAAUAACUGUACCCCCCUCCAGAGUGCGGGCCGAUCAGGGUGUAGAGAACGUGGAUAUUGCUCAGGCGAUGUUAAAUGUACGAGGAAUUGGGUGUGGAAGCUUUAUAUCUGGCAAAAGUGUCCACAAUCAGAGGUAUGAGCUAAUAAUUUAGUGAUUGGUAAUGAUGAGGUUAAUCAAUAAAAGCAAGCAUAUGCAUGUAGUGUGCUUAUUUUAAAUUAAAUGUGUUAUGGUGCACUGUUAAAUGAUAAAUCUGUUAUUUUCUUUACUUUCUUACUAGUAUUACUUAUUUUCUGCAGAAUAGAACGUCUUUGGCGUGAUGUGUGGGUAGCUGUUACACACCUGUACUAUGAUGUUCUUCACACUUUGGAAGAGGAUGGGCUUCUUGACAUAGCUGACUGCUUGCACCUCUAUUGUGUUCACUACACGUUCCUGCCAAGACUGAAAGAUGACCUGUCCAGGUUUGCACAUGGCUGGGAUCAUCAUCCAAUCCGGACUGAACAAAACAUGACCCCAAAUCAGCUGUGGUCCCUCGGCCUCAUGCAUAAUCCAGUCAGAGAACCAGAAAUGUCAGAGUUAUUGAACUGUGUAUAUUUAGGAAAUUCAGAUUGAUGCCAUUGACUGGGAAGACUCUGGAUUGACUGUUCAGGAAUCACACCAUGGGGUCGUCUUGCCGGAAUUGGAAUGCCCGCUACAUCCCCAGAGCCUUGAGCUGCUUAGGUCAGCUGUACAACCAACUGCCCCAUCAGAUAGCUUUGGCCGUGAUCUGUAUUUGAUGUGUCUACAACAUGCUUCAUAUCUUCUGGAGAAUCAGUAAGUGGGAAGGAAGUUACCGGAAGGAAUGUGCUGCAUGCUUAUGCUAUUUUACUUUUAAUUUUAUGGACUUCUACAAGAAAAAAAAAAACUACUUCUUUAAAAGUUGUAUUAAGAGUUUGGCUGGGUAAACACUGUUUCUAAACCUGGGCUGAAGUAUCCUUUGGUGUUUUUUGGGUAAAGACUAAGGUUCUUUAAAGACUACGUUUGAUUUUGACUGAAGAAACCUUUUUGUUAAAACAUUUCUGUGCAUUUCUAAAUAUAUAUGUUUUAUACAUAAAUAUUUAACUGUGGACAA
Messenger RNA from Astyanax mexicanus (Mexican tetra), 2942 nucleotides. RefSeq lists its product as uncharacterized. The record is from RefSeq and is a predicted model, not a curated record. Bases 66 to 1055 code for a protein of 329 amino acids. The transcript has 6 exons. NCBI's taxonomy places the organism in Eukaryota, Metazoa, Chordata, Actinopteri, Characiformes, Acestrorhamphidae.